AUGGACACAGGUCUGACCAGCCUUGCUCUCGGCAGCAGGGCCACUUUGGUGGCGCGGGCGAUCGCCGCCAACACAGAGUCGGGCACGGAGAUGAUGGGGCUUUGCCCUGAGCAGCGCUUCCUCGUGGACGCCCACAUCGAUCAGGACACGCUGGUCACUAUCUACAACGCGGAGCUUUCGGCCGCUGGGCCAUUGCCUCGGCUUCAUUUGGACAAUCAUGCGGGAUGGAUCGCCCAUUUGAAGCCCACCCAUGGGGCUUUCUUCCAGCUCAAAGAGCUCUGCGCCGGUCUUGGUGGCUUCUCUCAGGGAGCCAACUUCGUGGGAAUCAAAACGGUCGCCUGCCUCGACCACAGCCGGCUGGCAUGCGAUGCACUUCGGCUCCAGGGCCAUGAGGUGGUGCAUGCCCAGAUGGAGGACAUGGAGGCGCUCUUCAAGUUCCACCAAAUCGGAUUGGCUCAACCAUGCCUGCUUUCGGCAGGCUUUCCAUGCCAGCCAUACAGUGCCCAGGGGGACCAGCAAGGAAUGCGUGACAGCCGGGGGCAAACACUGAUCUCCAUCUUGAAGGCCUCCUGGUAUUUGCAAUCCGUGGGCCUCAUCCUGGAAUGCGUGCACAAUGCCCGACACAAUGUGGACGUGCAGAACCUCCUCGCGCAAUAUGCCAACUUACGAAGAUGGCAAGUACACCACGUCACCCUUGACCUGCAAGACCAAUGGGCCAGCAAGCGCAAGCGAUGGUGGUGCAUCAUGAUCCCAAAAGACUCACGAGUGCCCUUUUCUAUGCACCCGUGGCCCAGCACCAAUCCUUUUCCCAACGUGGGAUCAGUCAUUCAGGAGUGGCCUGUUUGGAGCAAUGCUGAUGAGUCCAACCUUCAGUGGACAUCGGAGGAGGAGCAGAAGUACGGCGAUCCUCAGCAUGCUCUGUGCCUAAUCGGACAACUGGCAGCACCCUUGCAGGCGGUUUGGGUUUUCGGCCACAUCGUCAACUGGGUUAUCCAUAUCAACACUGGACGCCCAAAGCGCUCGCCAGUUGGAAUGAUCCAGGAGUACCAACACAAGCUCCUGCAAGACCGGCUUCUAUGCUGGACCACACCGUCCAUGUUCAUGCCGCGCACCCUCACCCUCACUGAGGAUGGAGAACCCGAUGCCCUGAUCACGCUAGACAAGCCAACUACUCUGGCUCAGCUCAAGAAGGCUGAAACCUCGCUCCAAGGGUGGGGAGCAGCAAUCCGUGUCUACCCAGCCGGUUACAACAAAACCGACAAUGAGCUGAUCACCAGCGCAACAGACCGGCUUGAGUGCGCAGUCAGCCGCUCCACCAAACGCCAGGUACGCAACUACUACGAGACGGCUUCCUCCACUCGCCUCCGGGCAGCCGGACUGGCCACAGCCGACCAGACUUGGGAUGACCUUGCGGUCCUCACCAACAUCCACAAUCUCAUCAACUACAACGCCUGUCUUGAUCCCCGUCCAUGGACCGUCAUCACGCCACACCAGGCACACGCACUGCUUGGGAACACCACUGUCCAUUCUCGCGUCCACGACGACAUCCGGGUUCCCCACACGGAUCGCCUGGUCAUUAUUUUCCCUUGCAACCAGCACUGGACGCUGCUCACUUGCGAGCAGGAGACUGUGGCGCAAUUGCUGCUGCCCACUUUGGGUGGCACCUCCAACUGUGGGACCACAUUACUCAAGCCCACCUCAGACGAUGGCACCACUCCUUCGCCACGCUUAGCCAGCCUGGUGAACUCCGAGCAGGACAGGACCGACCAGGCAAUUGCCAAGCUCGGCACUGGGCCCAUCCAAAAGGCCCUGUUCCGCUGGAUUCUAUACGACGAACUACAGGACCACAUUGCAUCACGGGCCAGCUCCGAACACGGAGCGUACAUCCCAGCAGCCAAAAACAAAAAAGCCAAGCAGGGCUACAAGCCUCACAACCAGCCCGAACUCCACGUUGAUCCCAACCAGCUCAUCGUCCCCGACGGCAUCUUCACAGAUGACGAGGACAACAAAAUCAGCCAGAUUCCUCUUGCUGAAGUCAGCGCCAACAAGAGAGGCUUUGCCAUCACUACAGUCGCCGAUGCUAUGCACUUCAUCAACGACGCCCAGAGCAUUUCCACGGAUGCCCUUGCCAUCAUUACUACCUCUGAGCUCCCCACGCAGCCCACUGUGCAGCAAGCCGAAACCAUUCGGUUCCCGGCGGUCUACACCGGGACCAACGAACCUGUCCUCCUGACAGGGAGCCUCAUCCAGAUCGGCGACAUGACGGUCAAGCGAGUCACCAAAUCCGCCGAACCCCUCCAGGAUGAGAUCGCCACAGCUACGAUUCGGGUCAGCGUCUUUGCCGACGAGUGCCCUCACGACUGGCAGGCUUUCGUCAAAGCCCCGAUCAAGUCCAUCGUCAAGAACACGCCACUGCUCCAGAAGUGCCCAGAAGCAUCCUGUAGCGGCAGAUGUGGCAAAUUCCACCCGGCCAUCGAGGAACCCGUCGACUAUGUCAUACAAGACGUGUGGGCUUGGACUUAUGCCUCGGCAGAUGGAAAACGGACUGCCAUCGAGCACUGUGUCCUCUUCCAUGCGCACAUCCGGGUACCAGAAUCAGCCAGCCCACUCCUCCAGACCGUCUCUGGCAACAACGGCACUUACUUCGAUCCACGUGCCCCUGAUGGCAGAGCCAUUGACCCACGAUACACCGUGAUCUGGCUGCCAGGCGCCAACAUCCAGGAUGCCAAACACCGGGCUCGCACAUGCGACUCUGCCUUGGCCAUCACUCGGCUCGGCAACAAAUUCGGCAUUCGCGUCCAGGAGCAGGUCAUUGUCACCAAAGUCAAAGACGUUGGUCCAAAAUCCAGCAGCAGUUCUACCUUGUGCGCCACUGGGCGCACCAGAAAGCAUAUCCAGCAAGGAGCCACCUCCAACCCCACCACUGCCGGCCCUCAACAGGACCCAUGGCUCCUCGGCGGCGAUCCAUGGGCAAAAUGGCACCACGCCAGCGGGGACAUCACCAUGUCACCAGUCGUCCCGCAACAGUCGGCCACCAGCUCCAAGAAAAUCGACCAACUCGGCACGGCCCUCAAACAGGACAUGCAGGAAGCCAUACGCACGGAGGUAGCUAAAAACGCGGAUGCCUCGAAGCUCAUGCAACUCGAGGUCAGUGUCCAAGAGCUCCGCGACCAAGGCAAACGCUUCGAAAACUGGUUCCACGAGGUCAGCCAACAUGGCCAGAAGCAGGGAGAAGACCUCAAGCUUCUGCAACAGGUCGUCACACAGCAGCAAGGCGACCUCACCGAGGUCAAACAACAAAUCCGCAGCCAGGGAGACGCGCUCCAAGCCGCUGUUGGCAACAUCAAGCACGACCUCUCCUCCCAGAUCGACACGCAGUUCCAACGCUUUGAGGAGCUUCUGGCUGUGGGUACCACAAACCCCUCGGGAUUGAACGGCAAGGAGGACCUCCAAAUCCAACAAGGCCCAGGAAUUUGGCAUCUCGCCGAAACACAACUGUCCCAUGUCACGGGACCCAUUGUGCGCAGAAAACUCGCGCAGCUCGGCCGUGCCCAACAGCGGCAGGUCCGAUGCAUUGAGGGUGCUCCUGCUCCGCUCAGAGCGCACUCCCACUGGGCUGGAUCAUGGACUGGAGUGCUCAUCGCUACAGACCUUCCAGCACGACCCCUCACUCUGCCCUGGGACGCCGGCGUCUUUGAGACCGGCAGAGUCACCACGGCCAGGCACAUCUUCGACGGUGUGCCUAUCACUACGACCGCCGUAUACGGCUUCCCACCGGGCCCAACUUACCCGGACGCCCGUGCUCUCACAGAUCGCCUGUUAGCCACCAUCACACGUGAAAUAGUGGUCGGACUCCAAGGAGUCCGGGUGGUGGCUGGAGACUUCAACCACGAUGAGUCUACCCUACCACAAAUCGCCCUCUGGAAGCAACACGGCUGGGUAGAGGCACAGCAGCUUGCCUUGGCCCUUUGGCAGCAACAGCCCCAGCCAACGUGCAAGGGUGCCACCCAACGGGACCUGAUCUUUCUUUCGCCCGAGGCAGCCGCCUUGACACAACGCGUCCGAAUAAAAGACGUUUACAUGGAACACUCCUCGGUCAUCGUCGAUCUGUGGACCAAGGCCCAGCAGCAACAAAUUCGAAGGUGGCGACAACCAGCCGCCAUCCCAUGGGGCUCCAUCAACAUCCCAGGAUGGCACUCCGCCAGCCUUGCAUGA
This is a messenger RNA of Effrenium voratum, 4215 nucleotides long. NCBI's taxonomy places the organism in Eukaryota, Dinophyceae, Suessiales, Symbiodiniaceae. The record is from the annotation of a GenBank genome assembly.